CAGACAACUUCAUAUUGAUCCGGAUAAAAACAAAACUAACAAUUUCUGCUUGUCAUUACCCUUCGAACGCUGAGACUAAUAACAACAAUGGAAUUGGGUGGAAAUGACUGGAUGUCCGCUAAGCAUAGUACUGGCACCACAAUUAUGGCUGUCGAAUUCGCAGACGGUGUUAUAGUUGCGGCCGAUUCACGUACUAGUCUUGGAUCUUAUGUUGCCAAUCGAGUUACUGACAAGUUAAAUAGAAUCACCGACAAAAUCUAUUGUUGCCGAAGUGGAUCCGCAGCAGACACUCAAGCUAUCGCUGAUAUUGUACAGUAUUCGAUGAGCUAUCACGAAAAUCAGACCGGAAAUGAGCCAUUGGUAUCGGAGGCUGCAUCCGAAUUUCGCAACUAUUGUUACAAUUAUCGCGACUCAUUGGUCGCCGGCAUCAUUGUUGCUGGUUGGGAUAAAGAGCUAGGCGGACAAGUUUAUUCGAUUCCAUUGGGUGGUAUGUUGGUUCGUCAAAGUUGUACAAUCGGCGGAUCGGGCAGCUCGUAUGUGUACGGUUUCAUUCGGGAAUUCUACCGCGAAGGAAUGCAGAAAGACGAGUGCGUGGAGUUUGUUAAGAAAACCGUUUUGCAUGCUAUGCAUCAUGAUGGAAGUUCGGGCGGUGUAGUGCGCAUCGGUGUUAUAACUAAGGAUGGCAUUGAACGGAAGGUAUUUUUCGCUCCACCUGAAGCACUACCGAAUUCUACACCGGUUGUGCGUAUGGUCAGUGCAUAAAGCGAUGUUUUUAAGGAAGAAAUUUAAGAAUGGAUCCUGAAUCGAAAUAAAAAUACAAUUUUUCUGGUAAAUA
This is a messenger RNA of Bradysia coprophila, 835 nucleotides long. RefSeq names its product proteasome beta1 subunit (gene Prosbeta1). Gene Ontology annotation, molecular function: threonine-type endopeptidase activity. The record is from RefSeq and is a predicted model, not a curated record. Gene Ontology annotation, cellular component: cytoplasm; proteasome core complex. NCBI's taxonomy places the organism in Eukaryota, Metazoa, Arthropoda, Insecta, Diptera, Sciaridae.